AUGGGCUGGAACGCAAGCCGUUGCGAGUAUCAGAACCUCGAGGCAUCCAGCGAUCGACCUUCUUCCUCUCUCUGCCCUACAGAUACGGCCUGCCUUGCACCAUCUGCUCCGGCCUUCUCCAUUGGCUCAUAUCGCAGAGCAUAUUCCUGGUACGCACGACCACUGUACAACAACGAUGGGAGCCGAAACCCGGCCGAGGACAGUUCCCGUGUGGGCUUCUCGCCUAUAGGCAUCAUCAUGGCUCUCUCUCUCGCCGUGACUGUGAUCAUCGCUCUUGUCGCCCUAGACCUUUUGAGACGGUAUCCCGGCGGGAAAGAAGCAGUCCCGAUAACGUCUACCCACAGUGGUGUGAUUAGCGUCGCUUCUCACCGUCCUCCGGGCGAUACCGAGGCCCACUUGCUACCCGUCCAAUGGGGAGCAGUCAUUUCGGAAGACGGCGUGGUACGUUGCUCCUUCACAACGGCCAGAGACGUCAAGCCCCUCAUGGUAGGCUAA
Molecule: messenger RNA, 495 nt
Organism: Letharia columbiana
Lineage: Eukaryota; Fungi; Ascomycota; Lecanoromycetes; Lecanorales; Parmeliaceae
Exons: 1
Coding region: 1-495 (164 amino acids)
Source: RefSeq, a predicted model, not a curated record